CCGCGGCGGCUGUCACGGGGCGAGCGGGCCGCACUGGGCUCCUGCGGGGCCCCGCGGCUUCCCUUCGGCCUGGCCGCGGCUGCCCGGCGGCAUCCGCGCUCUACCACCAUGCUCAGGCGGAUUCUGCAGCGGACUCCAGGUAGAGGUGGGUCUCAGAGCUCGGAUUCGGAUUCAUCUGCCACGCCUGGAAAUGCCGUGGACGUGAACAACGACGGCUCCUCAGAGGGCUUCAUCUGUCCAUUGUGUAUGAAAGUGUGUGUAACUCCCACUGAUCUGUCUGAACAUUACCAGAGUGAGCACACUGGGACAGAAGGAAGACAGGAGCUUCGUGACCUCCCAGCUACUAGUGGCUUUAUUUGUCCUCUCUGUAUGAAGUCUCAUGGAUCAGCAGAGGAGCUGUUCAAGCACUAUGAAGCAGUUCAUAAUUCUGGCAUUGAUUCAACUCACGGAGGGGAAGGUCAUCUGUCACCAGAAAGAGAUGAAGUACCACUGCUCCGACAAGAAGUCCAAGACUUGCAAGCUUCGCUGAAGGAGGAGAGAUGGUAUUCAGAAGAACUGAAGAAAGAACUAGAGAAAUUGCAGGGGCAGCGGCAGCAAGAAUCUAAAUCUGAUGGAUUGACAACAGCUACGUCAACAGAAUCAUUAGAACGGCAACUAGAAGAGAUCCAAGUAGAAAAUUUUAACAUUAAACAAAUGAAAGACUUAUUUGAGCAAAAAGCAGCACAACUGGCCACUGAAAUUGUGGAUCUUAAAUCAAAGUAUGAUGAAGAAAUCAGCCUUCGGGAAGGUGCGGAACAGAAGGUGAUGAACCUAAGACAAGAACUGCAGAAAGAGAGAAGUACAGUAGAAGACUUAAAGACAGAGCUGCUCCAAAGGCCUGGUGUGGAAGAUGUGGCUGUCCUGAAAAAGGAGCUGGUCCAAGUUCAAACACUGAUGGAUAAAAUGACCCUGGAACGUGAAAGAGAAUCUGAAAAGCUGAAAGAUGAGUGCAAGCACUUGCAGGCUCAGCAGGCUAACUCUGAGGCUACCAUUAACCAAUUAAGAGCUGAACUUGCCAAAGGACCUCAGGAGGUAGCUGUGUGUGUUCAGGAGCUGCAAAAACUUCAAAGUUCAGUCAAAGAGCUAGAACAGAAGAAUCAGAGUCUAACUGAGAAGCUGCUGAAGAAAGAACAGGACUACACCCAGCUGGAAGAAAAACACAAUGAAGUAUCUGUGAGUAAGAAGAAUGUGCAGGCAAGUUUUCACCAGAAGGACCUGGACUGCCAACAGCUUCAGGCGAAGCUGUCUGCGUCUGAAGCCUCGAUACAGAGAUUGCAGACAGAGCUAGGUGAGAAGGCAGAAGCAAGCCAGAAGCUUAAAGAAGAGUUAUCUGAAGUAGAAACAAAGUACCAGCAUCUCAAGUCAGAAUGUAAACAGCUCCAGCAGCAGAGGGAGGAAAAAGAGCAGCAUGGCCUGCAACUCCAAAGCGAGCUCAGUCAGUUGCACAGUAAACUCCUAGAAACAGAGCGGCAGUUAGGGGAAGCACACGGGCGGCUCAAGGAACAGAGGCAGCUGUCCAGUGAGAAACUGAUGGACAGAGAGCAGCAGGUGGCUGACCUACAGCUAAAACUUUCUCGUGCUGAAGAGCAGCUAAAGGAAAAAGCAGCAAAUUCCACAGAAUUGCAGCAUCAGUUAGAAAAGGCAAAGCAGCAGCACCAGGAGCAGCAGACCCUUCAGCAAAAUACAACAGCAAAACUACGAGAAGCCCAGAAUGAUCUGGAGCAAGUACUACGACAAAUUGGAGAUAAGGACCAAAAAAUUCAAAAUCUUGAGGCUUUGCUUCAAAAAAGUAAGGACAACAUCUCUCUGCUAGAAAAGGAAAGAGAGGACUUAUAUGCAAAAAUUCAAGCUGGUGAAGGAGAAACUGCAGUUCUUAACCAGCUACAAGAGAAAAACCAUGCAUUACAAAUACAGGUAACCCAACUGACAGAAAAGCUGAAAAAUCAAUCAGAAAGUCAUAAACAAGCCCAAGAGAAUUUGCAUGAACAAGUGCAGGAACAAAAGGCACAUCUAAGAGCUGCCCAAGAUCGUGUGCUUUCCCUAGAAACAAACAUCACUGAACUAACCAGUCAGUUAAAUGAAAGUAAAGAGAAAGUGUCACAACUUGAUGUGCAGGUAAAAGCGAAGACUGAAUUGCUACUUUCAGCAGAAGCAUCAAAAGCUGCUCAGAGGGCAGAUCUACAGAACCAUCUGGACACUGCCCAGAAUGCACUGCAAGAUAAACAACAGGAGUUAAAUAAGGUCAGUGCUCAGUUGGAUCAGGUUACAGCUAAGCUGAAUGACAAGCAGGAAUACUGUACUCAGCUGGAAGCCAGUCUUAAAGAGUACAAAGAAAAAUGCCUUUCUUUAGAACAGAAAACUGAAGAACUAGAGACACAGUUUAAGAAACUUGAAGGUGACAUUCUUGAUGCUAGAGCAAGUAAAGAGCAAGCUCUUCAGGAGUUACAGCAACAGCAACAUCAGAACAAAGAAUUAGAUCUCCGGACAGCAGAACUGAGUAAACAACUUGAAGCAGCAAGAGAAGCGAUGUCUAAUGCUCAACUGGAUUUGCAGAAGAAAUCUGAGGCCCUUGAUCAAGCAAAUCAACAAAUUAAAAAGCAGGAGGCAGAAAAGGCCAGUCUCAAACAAAACCUUGAGAAAUCAAAUCAAGAUACAAGUAAACAGCUCAAGGAACUUGAUUGUAAAAUGCAAGCAGCCACAUCAGAGCUGCAACAAGUGAAAUUAGAGAAGGACACUCUAUUAAAGGACCUUACAGAAACCAAAGAUAAGCUCUCAAAAAGCUCUGAAUCCUUCAAAAAAAGAAAGGAGGAGUUAGAAAAAGAAAUUAAAAAAGGAAAAGCAGCUAUGGCAGAAAUGGAAAAAUCUUGCCAAGAAUUAAAACACCAGCUUCAGAUACAAACAGAGUCUGUAGCUAAAGAGAGGAAUGAAUUGAAAAACUCACUGGAGAAAAAAGAGGGGAUUUCUAAGCAGUUGUCUAUAGACCUUGAUUCAGCAAGAGCACAAGUACUGGAAAUCCAGGGUCUUCUGAAGGAAAAAGAAAAAAGUGAGCAACAUCUCCAGGGAAAGCUGAGAGAAUUAAAGGAAUCUUUUGAGCAGAAGAAAAAACAUAGUGAAACACUGCAAGCUGAAUUAAAAACUGCCCUUUUAGAAAAGGCGGAGCUGGAGAAUAAACUACAACAGCAGUCUAUUUUGUCAGCACAGGAGCUGAAAGCAGAGAAAGGCAAGCUAGCAGAUUUACAGCAGGCCCAUGAUAAACAUAAAGAGAACAUGGAGAAGCUGCAGCUGGAUCUUUAUGGCAAAGAGUCUGAGCUGCUGGCAACCAGGCAAGACCUUAAGUCCACAGAAGAAAAACUUGCUCUAGCUCAAGAAGAAUUAGUUUCCAGCAGGAAUCGAAUUGCUAGCAGUAAUCAACAGAUUCAGGAGCUGAAGAAAGCUAAGUCUGCACUGGAGCAGGAUGCAUCAAAGAAAGAACAGCAGCUGGGUGAGAAGACCAAAAUGCUACAAGAUCUUCAGAAUGACAGGGUUUUGAAAGAAAAAGAUUUGGCUAAUGAAAAAUGUAAAACGGCAGAGCUCCAGGAAAUAAAGAACAGACUUGAAAAAGAAAGUGCCAAGCUGGGUGAAGAGCUUAAAGCCUGCAAGCAAGAAUUUGAGAAGGAGGUGACAAAUCUCAAGGAUGGAAACCAGCUAUUGAUUCAACAGAAAUUAGAACUGCAGGGCAAAAUAGAUAAUGCAAAUUCAACUCUGGAACAGGAGAAACAAAAGCUUCAAGCUGUCAAAGAUCAGCUGAGAAAGAGAGAAGAGGAGCUGAAGAAAGAAUGUGCUGAAAUUGAAGCCAAACUGCACACAGAGAAAAAAGACAAAGAAGAAGAAAAACGGAAACAUGAGGAAAAGGAGACCAAGCUCACCAUGCAGGUGACAGCCCUGAAUGAAAACCUGGCUACCAUGAAGAAAGAGUGGCAAAGCAGUCAAAGACGAGUGAGUGAGCUGGAGAAGCAGACAGAUGAUUUACGUGGGGACAACGCUGUCCUGGAAGCAACAGUCCAGAAUAAUCAGGAUGAGAGAAGAGCAUUGCUGGAGAGGUGUAUAAAAAGUGAGGGAGAAAUUGAAAAGCUUCAGGCCAAACUUGUAGAAAUGAAGAAAAAGCUGGACAAUACAACUGCUGCAAUGCAGGAACUUGGCCGAGAAAACCAGUCAUUGCAGAUCAAACACACACAAGCUCUCAACAGGAAGUGGGCAGAAGACAAUGAGGUACAGAAUUGUAUGGCCUGUGGAAAAGGCUUUUCGGUGACAGUAAGAAGGCAUCACUGUAGACAGUGUGGAAAUAUCUUUUGUGCUGAGUGCUCAGCAAAGAAUGCCUUAACUCCUUCUUCCAAGAAGCCUGUCCGAGUCUGUGAUACUUGCUUUAAUGACUUGCAAGGAUAACUGGCUAUCGUGAGUGACCAAGAAAUGCUACACUAAAAUUUACUAUUUCUGUUGAUGCACUUCAUUCAGCACUCAGACUACUAUUCAGUUUGGACAAUGAUUGUAACACUUGGCAAAAUCUAGUAUAUUUUAAAAUGUUUAUUGAUACCAAGCAAAACUAUUGUAUUUUUUUGUGAGACAUGGGCUCAGAUCAUUCAUAGCUUACUGACAUUCAUCAUGGAAAGAGCUUUUAUGUCUAGAUUAGAAAUAUCCAGUUAUUUGUAAAUAAAGUUUAAACAGAGGAGUAA
Molecule: messenger RNA, 4748 nt
Organism: Camarhynchus parvulus
Lineage: Eukaryota; Metazoa; Chordata; Aves; Passeriformes; Thraupidae
Gene: EEA1
Product: early endosome antigen 1
Exons: 30
Coding region: 109-4461 (1450 amino acids)
Biological process (GO): endocytosis
Cellular component (GO): early endosome
Molecular function (GO): metal ion binding; 1-phosphatidylinositol binding
Source: RefSeq, a predicted model, not a curated record